Messenger RNA from Penicillium subrubescens, 1557 nucleotides. RefSeq names its product PH domain protein. Lineage: Eukaryota; Fungi; Ascomycota; Eurotiomycetes; Eurotiales; Aspergillaceae. The transcript is spliced from 4 exons. The record is from RefSeq and is a predicted model, not a curated record. The coding region runs from base 1 to 1557 and encodes 518 amino acids.
AUGUCGACUCCCGUGAGCCCCGUGGAGCACAAGCUCCCGCAGCGCUCGGCGACUGUGAGCAGUAGCUUGACCCGUCAAACCUCCAUCAGCGACAACGAGGCGAUUCCCGACACCGAUAGCAACGAGACUACCAAUCUCCUUUUGGAGCGCCUGCGGGCAUGGAAGCACAUGUGCGGAAACCUCGAAGACUAUGUUUCCACAACUGCCAAAAUUUCCAAGUCCCAAUCCAAGGACCACGAGAAGAUCUUGAAGACCGUGAGCGAUCCCUUGAAGGAAGGCAAUCACUUCAGUGCCAGCGCCGGUGGUAUCAAUGGCCUGUUCGAGAACAUGCGCAACAAUUCGCAGGGAAUGGUCAACAUGUACCUCGAGACUGAGAAAAACCUGAAUGGUAGCGUGCUCCCCACUUUGGAGCGCCUGCACAAGGAAAUCAAGAACAAAUCCAAGGAGCUCAAGUCGGGAGCUGCCAAGGGUGCCAAGGUCGUCGAAAAGGCCCGCCAGGCGACCCAGAAGCACAUCGAGCUUCUGGGCCAGCACUCGGCCUCGCAUGAUGCCGCCGCCAAAAACAAAAUUGAGACACACCACGACCCUUACGUCCUGCGCCGUGGUAUCAACCACCGCCUGAACAAGCAGGUCGCCGAGGAGAACAACCACCGCAAUGACAUCCUGGCUGUUCAAAACUCGUUCGCACAGUUCGAGGCUCAUGUUCUUCAAACCAUCCAAGGCGCGCUCGAACAGUUCUUCCAGUUCAUGGGCGGCCAGCUGGACCACCAGCGGGCCAUGUAUGCCGAUAUCCUGGCUACCGCGCAGCGCAUCCCAGCCGACUUUGAGUGGAUGAACUUCUGCGUCAGCAACGAUGCCAAACUAGUGAACCCCGACUCUCCCCCACGCUCCUUAUCGAGCAUCACUUUCCCCAACAUGGACCACCGCGCCACACAAGCUCUGAUCGAGGGCUCGCUGGAGCGCCGCUCGCGCGCUGUGAUCAAGGGCUACAGCACUGGUUACUACGUCGUGACACCUGCGCGCUACCUGCACGAGUUCAAGGACAACGACGACUUCCGCAAGGACCCCCUCCCCGAACUGUCCCUGUACCUGCCUGACUGUAUCGUCGGCGCUAUCGACGGCGUCAAGUUCAACGUCAAGGGCAAGGACGUGUCCAGCGGCAAGGUCGGCAAUGCCUUCCACACCAACACUGAGCUGAGCUUCAAGGCACACAGCCCCAGUGAUGCCGAGAAGUGGUGGACUGUCAUCAAGGACUGCACUCGUGGUACGGCCCUGGCCGCCGCGGCUGUGCCUCCACCUGCGGCUACCUCACCCGUCAGCCCUGUCGCCACUAGCCCCGCGGCUACUAGUCCCGCAGCUAUUAGCCCGGCCGGUGGCGCCUCGCAGACUCAGCCUCCUGUCUAUGCCGAGAAGGAGAAGGAAGCUGCCGCUGCUGAAAAGAGCGUCGAUGCCAAGGAUCACGCUGCCAGCCCAACUGCAGGCCUGAGCCGCUCGACUAGCACUGCCAGCCACUUCCACGGCUCUCCUGGCGGAUCCGCCGUGCAGGAGAAGUCUUAA